This is a messenger RNA of Colletotrichum spaethianum, 2226 nucleotides long. RefSeq lists its product as uncharacterized. The coding region runs from base 1 to 2226 and encodes 741 amino acids. Gene Ontology annotation, molecular function: zinc ion binding; DNA binding; DNA-binding transcription factor activity, RNA polymerase II-specific. The transcript has 2 exons. The record is from RefSeq and is a predicted model, not a curated record. Lineage: Eukaryota; Fungi; Ascomycota; Sordariomycetes; Glomerellales; Glomerellaceae. Gene Ontology annotation, biological process: DNA-templated transcription; regulation of DNA-templated transcription.
AUGUGCAAGGCGGCGAAGGUGAAGUGUUCUGAGAGGAAGCCUUGUGUAAGAUGUACACGAAAAGGGGUCACGUGCGAGUAUGAAGGUGUCGAAGACGGUGCUGAGGAGCUUGAUGAGAUUCACGAGGGGCAGCAAAACCAACCUUCGACUAGGAUCGAGGACGUCACUGCAAGUGAGACUGGUGUUGGCCCCGAAGUCAGCCCUGCCCUCAACAACGCACCUAUGCGCACCACACCUUUGCCCUAUUUCCUGAACUCGCGCAAUGCGCAGUAUACACCGGUACAUGAGGAAGAUCUCUGUAUAACUGAAGACUUAUCUUUCGGGGCCGAUUGGGGUUUCGCGAUGAUGGACUUGGCGUACUUGCAGACCCAGCUCAACGUCCCCAGCACAAUGACCGCCGCCGUGGGCUUCACGCCCGACGUAGCGCAGCAGCUGCCGUUAUCCCCUGCGAGCCACGGAACCUGCGAGACGCUAUCCGUAACAGGCUCUUGGGAGCCGCAGAGCAGCGAGAACACGGAGAUGGAGAGGCCGCAUCUGGCCGCGGACGAGGCCAACCUCAAACCACCCAGGAUGAAGCAGGCGCCUCCUGGGACAGUCCCCCUCGCCCCCACUCUGUGUCUCUCGGCGGCCGCGCGGAACAGCAUUGUCAGUAUGAUCCUCAACAACACCUCGUGCGCCAACGCGGUGCCGGUGCUCGCGGCAUUCCCGUCCACCGGCGCGCUGGACGCGCUCGUCGGCGUCUACGCGCGCGACUGGGAGGCGGCCAGGAUCAACGAUUUCAUACACCUCCCGACGCUGGAGCUCGAGCGCCAGCGGCCAGAGUUGCUGGGGGCUAUCGUCGCGGUCGGCGCGGUCGGGGCCGGGUCGACGGUGGCUCGCAAGUUUGGGUUUGCGAUGCAGGAGGUCGUUUGGGUGUCGGCGUUCCGCAGCUGGGAAGGAAAUAACGCGAGCUUGCGCGACAUCGCUCUCUCCCAGGCCUUCUUCCUCCAGCAACAAAUUGCCUUUUUCAGCGGUGUCAAACGGAAAGUCGCGCACGCCGAGGCGUGUUCCAACUCUAUGCAGGUUCUCCUCAAGAACGGCGGCCAAAUGCAAGGCGCCAUGGAACCUGACGACGUUGCUUCGCUUGAAAGUUUGCUCGGUCUAGACGAUCAGUCUUUGGGCGACGCGUGGCGCCGGUGGUUAACCCGCGAAUCGCAACGCAGACUGGUGUAUGCGGCGUACAUCAUGGACGCCCACGUCUCCAUGGCGCACGGGAUACAGGUCCAGUCGUCGUAUGCCAAUAUGAGGAUCCCGUUUCCAGCGCCAAGGAGAUUGUGGAGAGCGGAGACUGCAAAAAGGUGGAGGGAGGAGAUGAUGCUGCUGCGAGGGGCGUCCCGGCCGUCCUCCACACUGUGCCUGAGGGAUGUCAUGGGUGACCCGAUGCUAGUAUCCAAGCACUGUGCUCUGGUGGAUGCGGACUUUAUCGUUCUUGGUUUCCUCGCUGGACUCUGGACGCUUGUCAAAGAGUGCCAGCAACUCGGGGCCAUCAGCAAGGGAGCAAGAAGCCCCUGGAGCUCGAUGAUUCUGUCGGCGAGGCGUGUAGAGCUCUCCUCGAUGUUGAAGCUCUUUACCUCCCAAGUGCAAAAUGCCGGUCUCAAGAUCUCUACCGAAGCCGAGCUGCUGACCGAGGUGCUCCACAUGCAUAUUCUCGCACCUGCGGAUGACUCCCUGCCACUGCAGGUCUCGAGUCAGCAGUCAUCUCCCAUGACGGCGUCCGGCUCUGGGGCCCUUGAGACGACGGAGUACCGCGGGGCGUUGUGGCGGGCGGGGAGAACGGUGCGCGCUGCUGCCCGGUUUCCGGCCGGGACGCUGUGUGACAUUUAUGCCAUCGCGCUGUCUCAGGCUGCUUCUGUUCUCUGGCGGCAUGGUGUUCUUUCGUCGCAGACACGGGGACGAGAUACAGGUUCGGAGCAUGGUUCUGGCGUUUGCAUUGUGGAUGGGGACGAAACGCAAGAGUAUCGGGUGUUGAGCAAGGACACUCGUCUCGCGCUGCUCGGAACGGAGCCGGAGCCCGUAAUGCUAGAGCAUCCGGCGGGAGUGGCGGGGCGUAUAAGGGGUGUGAUUGAGCAUAAUUGGAGGGAUUCUUGGAUGCCUUCCCGUGUUGAGGAGGUUUGUCGUACGCUGGAAGCCCUCGGAGUGGCGGCCCGGCGAUACGAGGUAGACCCAAAUGACGGCCAAGGACCCUAG